AAAAAAAUAUCCUCUCAUUAAUCGUUAACAUGGAAGUAGUGAAGAAAAUUCGCCUACAAGAAUGAAUGCUUUCAGAAUGAUUGCUGUACCCUGGUCUUUAUUUGUUAGCUUCCAUGGUUAUGUUUCCUGCUAUGAAAAUCUCAGUAGAAGACCCACAACAGUGCUCACCCAAAGUUCGACCUACAAUGCACAGACAGCAUCAAUUGCUAACGAUGGCGAUGUUCAGACUGAUGAACUCCAUUGUUCUCAUACUGCGCAUAAUCACACAAAGGCAUGGCUACAGGUGGACUUUGGACAGCCUUAUAUGAUAAACAAUGUUAUAAUUCAUUAUAGAAGAGAAGGUGAUGAAUCAUCGUCUUGGAAGCAGUAUCGGUUCAGGCAAUUCUAUCUAGAUGCAUCAAACAAUUCAGCUAUACAGACAACGACGUCACAAAGAACCCGUUGUUACACCGAUAACACGACUGCCCCAGACUUACCUCCAAACAUAAUCGACAUACCUUGUAAACAGACAGCUAGAUACGUCAUUGUGGAGACCACUUAUGACGCACCUGAAGAUGAUUACAUCGAUGAACACGGAGCGAUCCUUGAAAUAUGUGAAAUAAAAGUAUACGGAUGUGGGAAAACCAAUGGGAUUUGUAUAAAGGGAUGCACUCAGGGACAGUAUGGGGACACGUGUGAUGAAACAUGUAGUCAUGGGUGUGCAGGAGGAACUUGUGACCAACAGAAAGGAACCUGCAGUGCUGGUUGUAAACAAAACUGGACAGGGCGUCUAUGUGAUGUUUGUGACGCGAAACAUUACGGACCUGCCUGCUCUAUGGAAUGCAAUAUAAAUUGUUUAAACAAUACCUGCAAUGAUGUAACUGGUUCUUGUAAAGAUGGCUGCGUGUUUGGAAAAUUUGGAGAUUUCUGUAACAAAACUUGUGAUGAACAUUGUGUCUCUUAUUGGCACGAGGAUACCGAGAAAUAUAAGAAAUUGAAGGAAUCGCAUUUGGAAACCCUGUUCAUUUUGUAUGGGAUGAUUGCAGCUCUUUGUGUUAGUCUCAUUGUCAACGGCUGCAUGAUAAAAUGGAAUCUAAGACGUGACCAAUACAAAGGGCAAGACGUAAAUCAAAAGACGAUGAAUAAAAAUUUUCCUCUUCAGGAUUCCAUCUCACCUCAAGAUAUGUAUGAUACAGUGGGGGACGACACAAAAUACGAAGAUUUGGGUCAACUCAGUGGGUCGUCUCACUACGAUCAACUUGAAUUGAUAAAACCUAGUUAAUUGAUAUUCAUUUGUAAUCAGAGGAAUACUGAGUAUGUUUGUUAUAAAAUUAAAGCAAACUAAUUUAUAUCAUGAAAACCAACAAUCAAUUUCAAUGAGAA
Molecule: messenger RNA, 1362 nt
Organism: Magallana angulata
Lineage: Eukaryota; Metazoa; Mollusca; Bivalvia; Ostreida; Ostreidae
Exons: 7
Coding region: 62-1261 (399 amino acids)
Molecular function (GO): scavenger receptor activity
Source: RefSeq, a predicted model, not a curated record